AUGUACAUGCUGGAUCUGGAAGUGGAUGAGAAACUUCGAUCAGGCAUCUACGAAGUAAAAUGUCCGGGUUUUGAGGAAUUUGUGGUUGUUAAGUUCGCCCGCUUUCCCUGGGAGAUUGGGUACAUGGAGGGCGAGACUUGUGCCCAACGGUUGAUUAAAGAUCCUGGCAAUGGCCCCCGGCUCUUGGGACAUCUCACUGAAAAUGGUCGUGCUAUUGGGUUCAUCUUGGAGCAUGUCACUGAUGUGCGAUAUGCUGAACUGAAGGAUCUUGUGUCUGUCGGCAAAUACUCACUCGUUUACAUGCUUUGGGUAUCAUGCAUGGUGGUAUAA
Penicillium paradoxum is the source of this 330-nucleotide messenger RNA. RefSeq lists its product as uncharacterized. The transcript has 2 exons. The coding region runs from base 1 to 330 and encodes 109 amino acids. The record is from RefSeq and is a predicted model, not a curated record. Lineage: Eukaryota; Fungi; Ascomycota; Eurotiomycetes; Eurotiales; Aspergillaceae.